AUGCCACAACAAAAUGCCCGGGUGGCCUCUUGGCACAUUCGAAGAGGUACCUGCCCAGUGGAACUCAGAGGUGUGUGCGGCUUCCUUGCUCCAUCGACUGGGCAUACGAGAAGGGUAUGCCGUGUGCUGCGAUCGGAAUACUGGCGCCAGGAAAGAUAUUUCAGAGACUGCCUGCGAGUAGCCUGUGCUUCCAGUACUGGCAAUGAUGGACAAAAACGAAGAUACUUCCGUAGGAUGAGCAAGUCAGCGGGAGAUGCUACGGAGUUCCUCUGGCAAAGCAUUAGACCCCAUCUACCAACCAAGAAAGACAAGGUUCCCUCCCAGGCGGGCAAGUUCACAAUCCUAGGUGAUGUAACGAUUCCACCGGAUGUUGGCAAGCGGUUGGAGGUAGGCCCUAAGUUUUGCUACGAGCCAGUCUUGAGCCCACCGGAGUUGGUCACACUAGCCAAGAAAGUAGCAUACCGGACAGUAGAGGAGGACCGACCAAGGUGCAUCUCUGAGUGCGUGGAUAACCUUCAGGUUCCGCAAAAAAGAGGACCAGUGGGACCGUUUAGGCCCUUGGUAGAAUACAUGGUCACUAAUGGACUACGCGUCCUGUUAUCUGAUAAGGAAGGACAUUUUGUAGUGUUGCCAGAUGGCCAGUACAACGAAAAGGCCAGGGCAGCUAUUGAGAAAAAUUUUAGACCGGUGCAAGUCGCCCUGAAGAAAACCAGAGAUAAAGCAAAAAAUCUGUGUGAGCGGCUAGCGUUAACCCAGUUAGCCGCAAGAGUUGGGAAAGCAGAGCGCUUACACCUCGAGGUCUUCUUCAGCGUAAAAACACAUAAAGAGGCCUGUCCAUUUAGAGCCAUUGUCACAGAAAAGGGAUCGUGGCAAAAGCAAGUUGCUUUCUAUCUUCAAAAACAACUGUCCGCCCUAAGCAUUAGAGACCCCUUCAGGGUUGCCAACUCUGAGGAGAUAGUGGAAUAUCUCCGAUUAGGGGGUCCUGAGAAGAGAACCGCUUUCAGCAUUGACGUGGAGAAUCUUUUUUACUCCUUGCCACACGACCAGCUACUGACCUCGGUGAAGGAUUGUAUAGAAGCUAAUGGAGAGCUCGCUUUCCGAAGUUCCAGCGGAGUACCCAUUGAGAGCUUUAUGGAGCUUCUACAGUUCUACCUGAAGUCUAUGAUAGUUGGGUGGCGGGAUGGGUGCUAUCUGCAGAAGUCAGGAGUCUGUAUCGGUUCCUGCGUUGCCCCAGUCCUUAGUGACAUCUACUUGGGAGCAGUGGACUGUGUGAUAGAAAGUGCGCUUGAAGGCAAAAAUGUGAACAAGGUCGCCAGGUAUGUUGACGACUUCCUGGUAAUUCUUCAAGAUGACGAACGUAUGAACAUACAAGUAGCAGACAUUAUGGAGACCUUUGCUGAGUACGGAGGCGGCCUUAAGUUUACAUUUGAGGUGCCCAAAGAAAACAUACUUCAGUACCUGGAUCUUUCACUCCACCUGGGGGACACCCAUGUUUGUUGGUCGUACAGCCCACGUUCCAAGAAAGCCAUUCUAGACUACGGCUCGGCGCACUCAAAAAUCAUCAAGAGGGGCAUAGCUCUAACGUGUCUGGGCUCGGCACUAAGGAAGUCUUGUCGUCAUACUAUGUCAGCCAGCUUCACCACGCAAGUAGAGAGGCUAACAAAAGCCGGCUAUUCGUCAGCCCUACUGGCGGAUGUGGCAAACGCUCUGGUCAAGAAGGCAAAAGGCUUCCAGUCCAACAAGACCAGUGUCAAGCAAACAAGGCCAGUUGUAAUACCGUACCUUCACAGGAUGUCCCAUAAUUUAAAGAACGUCGCAAGCCGCUAUGGGGUCAGAGUAGUUUUUUCAGCACCACAAAAAAUGAGCCAAAUUUGCAAUAGAGUGAAUGCGCAUGCUGAGGGUACCACAAAACCCACGUGCACCAAGAAGCAUGCAAACGAAUUCCUACCAUGCGCUUCGGGCGUCGUGUAUAAGAUACCUCUUUCGUGUGGUAAGAGCUACAUAGGCCAAACGGGCAGAUGCCUCAAUGACCGCCUCCGGGAGCAUGAUUACUCCUUGAAGGCUACAGUGGGCGGAAAUCUUCCUCUCCAUUGCAGGGAAUGCACAUGCAGACCAUUAUUCCGUGAGACCAACAUCCUGGGGAAGAACAAAGACAAAUUGACCCGCGAGGUAUUGGAGGCCUUCUACAUCCUUCGCGAGGACAGGAACUGUAUCAGCGUUGAAUCCGUUACGCUAACAAACAAGGAAAGGAAAUUCCUUGAACAAACA
This is a messenger RNA of Ixodes scapularis (black-legged tick), 2268 nucleotides long. RefSeq lists its product as uncharacterized. The annotation marks the transcript as partial. The transcript has 2 exons. The record is from RefSeq and is a predicted model, not a curated record. Lineage: Eukaryota; Metazoa; Arthropoda; Arachnida; Ixodida; Ixodidae.